ACCAAUGAGCAGCCGCCAUCUCUAUUCUUCCGCACAUUCACACAGUGUGGUUUAGGGCAAGCAGACUGGAACACGCACCUGCCCGCCGAUAUCUGUGCACCCAAGGAUUUCCUGGCCCCCCUCCCCAGAUGUAGAAGGAGUUGGCAUCUGCAGCUGCUGUCUUCACAACCCUUGCAGUGUCCCCCGAAAUUGUCCACCAUGCGCGAGUACAAGCUAGUGGUACUGGGUUCAGGAGGCGUGGGGAAAUCUGCCCUGACGGUCCAGUUUGUGCAAGGUAUUUUUGUGGAGAAGUACGACCCAACAAUCGAAGACUCCUACAGAAAGCAAGUGGAAGUCGAUGGACAGCAAUGCAUGCUAGAGAUAUUAGACACAGCAGGAACCGAGCAAUUCACGGCCAUGAGGGACCUUUACAUGAAAAACGGCCAAGGUUUUGCUCUGGUUUACUCCAUCACAGCACAGUCGACGUUUAACGACCUGCAGGACCUUCGAGAGCAGAUCCUGCGAGUAAAGGACACAGAGGACGUUCCCAUGAUCCUGGUGGGCAACAAGUGUGACCUGGAGGAUGAGCGCGUGGUCGGCAAGGAGCAGGGUCAGAACUUGGCCCGUCAGUGGAGCAACUGUGCCUUUUUAGAGACGUCAGCCAAAUCAAAGAUCAAUGUGAAUGAGAUUUUCUAUGAUCUGGUGCGACAAAUUAACAGGAAAACUCCAAUGGAAAAGAAGCCAAAAAAGAAGGAAUGCUGCACGCUGCUCUAAAGUCCCACCUCCAACUCCCCCAACACGCACACACAAUGUCACAAACAUUAGCUCCGGGCCAGGUGAGUGGGUGUUGAAAUCCCUUCGAUUCCAGCCAAGCGCAGGGCUCCACCGCCUACUGAGUACUAUAUUUUUAAUGAAUAUUUUAGGUUUAGUGUUCAGUUGUGUACUUGGACAUUAGUUUGGUUAGUAAGUGGUUCCUUCAGUUUGAAAUGACAGGCGGUAUUGGGAGCCCUACAUCACAAUGUGAUGUUAGACAACAUAACUCGUGAAUUUUCCUUACUGAUAGUCUAUUCGGCGCAAUGACUCCAUCUGCUGGCCAUGCUGUGUUACAGUCAUAUUUCAGUUUCCAUCCCAGAGAACAUCAUCAUCACAUUCCCUCUGCAUUAAGUUGUAAACCUCCCUAAACGAGGAAAUGUAUGUGUCUGAUUGGUAUCUAAUCCUUUUUGUGUAUAGACAAGUUUUUAUGUGUGACUCACAAAUAGCUGAAUAAAUCCCUAGGAUUAAUGCAAUGACACAUUUAUCUGAUGCAGAACCAUUAAAUGAAUAACGUCUCCCAUUGGCCCGGCCAACAUUCCAAGGAUUCUUUGAAAGCCAAAAUAUACUCGACUGCUUGUUAGAUGGAAAUAGUCGUCACAUUUUCCCCCAAAUACGUCUUUUUAGGGACAAUUCAUUUACGUAUGUUUUAUUCGAUCACAUUGACAUGUUUUAUACUGCUUAUGUUAAAAAUAUCCCUGUACAUAUAGACAUUUUUGGGAUUUCAACAUGUUCUGUUAAGUUAUACAAAACCCGAAACGAGUGAAGUUGGCACGUUCUGUAAAUCGUAAAUAAAAACAGAAAUACAUUGAUUUGCAAAUCCUUUUCAACUUAUAUUCAAUUGAAUACACAGCAAAGACAAGAUAUUUAAUGUUUGAACUGAGAAACUUAAUUUUUUUUUUGCAAAUAAUCAUUAACUUAGAAUUUAAUGGCAACACAUUGCAAAAAAAGUGGCACAGGGGCAUUUUUGUCACUGUGUUACAUGGCCUUUCCUUUUAACAACACUCAGUAAGUGUUUGGGAACUGAGAAGACCAAUUUUUGAAGCUUUUCAGGUGAAAUUCUUUCCCGUUCUUGCUUGAUGUACAGCUUAAGUUUUUCAACAGUCCAGGGUCUCCGUUGUCAUAUUUUACGUGUCAUAAUGCGCCACACAUUUUCAAUGGGAGACAGGUCUGCACUACAGGCAGGCCAGUCUAACACAUGCUGAAUGUGGCUUGGCAUUGUCUUGCUGAAAUAAGCAGGGGCGUCCAUGAAAAAGAUGUUGCUCGGGUGGCAACAUAUGUUGCUCCAAAACCUGUACGUACCUUUCAGCAUUAAUAGUGCCUUCACAGAUGUGUAAGUUACCCAUGCCUUGGGCACUGGUACACCCCCAUACCAUCACUGAUGCUGGCUUUUGAACUUUGCGCCUAUAACCGUCUGGAUGGUUCUUUUCCUCUUCGGUCCGGAGGACAUAACGUCCACAGUUUCCAAAAACAUUUUGAAAUGUGGACUCGUCAGACCACAGAACACUUUUCCACUUUGCAUCAGUCCAUCUUAGAUUAGCUCGGGCCCAGCAAAGCCGGCAGCGUUUCUUGGUGUUGUUGACAAAUGGCUUUCGCCUUGCAUAGUUGAGUUUUAACUUGCACUUACAUAUGUAGCGACCAACUGUAGUUACUGACAGUGGUUUUCUGAAGUGUUCUUGAGCCCAUGUGGUGAUAUCCUUUACACACUGAUGUCGCUUUUUGAUGCAGUACUGCCUAAGAGAUCGAAGGUCACGGGCAUUCAAUGUUGGUUUUCAGCCUUGCCACUUACGUGCAGUGAUUCCUCCAGAUUCUCUGAACCUUUUGAUGAUAUUACGGACCGUAAAUGGUGAAAUCCCUAAAUUCCUUGCAAUCGCUCGUUGAGAAAUGUUCUUAAACUGUUGGACAAUUUGCUCACGCAUUUGUUAACAAAAUGGUGACCCUCGCCCCAUCCUUGUUUGUGAAUGACUGAGCAUUUCAUGGAAGCUGCUUUUAUACCCAAUCAUGGCACCCACUUGUUCCCAAUGAGCCUGUUCACUUGUGGGAUGUUCCAAAUAAGGGUUUGAUGAGCAUUCCUCAACUUUCUCAGUCUUUUUGCCACUUGUGCCAGCUUUUUUGAAACAUGUUGCAGGCAUCAAAUUACAAAUGAGCUAAUAUUUGCAAAAAAAUAACAAAGUUUAUUGGUUCGAACGUUAAGUAUCUUGUCUUUGCAGUCUAUUCAAUUGAAUUUAGGUGGAAAAGGAUUUGCAAAUCAUUGUAUUCUGUUUUUAUUUACGAUUUACACAACGUACCAACUUCACUGGGUUUUGGUUGUGUACAUCCAUCUUGGGCAUUAUGUGAUUUUGCUACAGAAAGUAUGUAAAUGUUGGCCUUCGUACAUUUCUGUACUAACAAUGACAUCACUCUGCUAUACUUACAUGUUUUCAUGCAAUAUAUUUCCUAAGUGACUUGGUUUAAAGAGCCUGCAAGCCUUCCACGUUUCUCAUAAUUAAACUUCUGUUUUUGCAGAAUAAUACGGGGGCUAUCAGUAUUUUAUAGACAGACUGGGGGGAAUUCCUCUAACAUGUGUCUUGAAGAUAAAAAAUAUAUUGUACUAAGCCACCUCGAAUAUUGCUUGUUUCUCUUUUUCCAGCUUUAAUGAAUGAUUAAACUUCAGUACAUUUUUA
Molecule: messenger RNA, 3452 nt
Organism: Nerophis lumbriciformis (worm pipefish)
Lineage: Eukaryota; Metazoa; Chordata; Actinopteri; Syngnathiformes; Syngnathidae
Gene: rap1aa
Product: RAP1A, member of RAS oncogene family a
Biological process (GO): Rap protein signal transduction
Cellular component (GO): membrane
Molecular function (GO): GTPase activity; GTP binding
Source: RefSeq, a predicted model, not a curated record